AUGAUUCUGACUAUUGUAACACUUUUACGCAACAGCCUUGGUGGCUUGAUGGGGUUGAAUUUUGCAAAUGGGUCCGCCAUAAGUUCACCUAUUGAUUCCAAGAAAGGAAAGAAACAGAUCACUUUCGAGGAACACCUCGCCCUCUCCUCCCUCCUCUUCCACUGGGCGGACAGUUAUGACAGCAAAGACUGGGCGCGCCUCUCUCGCAUCCUCGCGCCAGUCUUGUUGAUCGACUAUACCCAGGUUUCGGGAGAGUCGUAUCCCUCCAUGGCCGCGGCAUCGUUCGUCGCCAUGAUGAGCUCUCCGGGUUUCCUCGGUGAUCCAUUAUUGAAGACGCAGCAUCUCCUUGGUGCGUGUGAGUGGGAGAAAGUCGAUGACGAUUUUGUGAUUGCGAGACAACAGUUGAGAGCGGGACAUCUGCGGUUUGAGGAUGAGACCCAUAAGGUGGAGAAGCAGAGGGGGCAUAGCCAUGCAACCAAUGAGUUUUACUUCAGGAGGGUGUGGAUUAAGGAUGAGGAAGGGGAUCAGGGGCGCUGGGAGUGGAGGUGGGCGGGGCUGAAACCGGUGGUUAGAUGGAAUGAGUAUGACUUUGAGACAAUUUUUGGGGGAUUUGAAUGUCCGAGGGUAUGA
Messenger RNA from Pseudogymnoascus destructans, 630 nucleotides. RefSeq lists its product as uncharacterized. The coding region runs from base 1 to 630 and encodes 209 amino acids. Gene Ontology annotation, biological process: melanin metabolic process. The transcript is spliced from 2 exons. Gene Ontology annotation, molecular function: scytalone dehydratase activity. The record is from RefSeq and is a predicted model, not a curated record. Lineage: Eukaryota; Fungi; Ascomycota; Leotiomycetes; Thelebolales; Thelebolaceae.